UGCAUAAUAGAAAAGAUGCACAAAGUUCAUUAGCACAAGAAAUAGGUGAUGUUAGGUGAUCGACUUGAAUACUUAUCGAAACAGUUAUCGAUCGAAUUGGUAUGACACAUGCCACCGCCCUACGCCACACUUAUAUUUAGGUAAGCCGACUCUUUGAUUUGUCAGGACGUCAAAGCAAUGCCACGUACUAGGCUUUAAAGUUGAUUCAGCAUACGCUCUUACUGAUGAAUUACAAUACAUUUAAUCAUAUAACUUCGUAGACCGCGUAUCUCGAAGCGUUUAAGCAUUUUUUAUAUUUAUGUUAAACUACUACUUUGUAUUGUGUGUGAAAAGAACUCGAAUUGGACAAAUAAAAUAUGAACUCUUUCAAAAUAUAAUAUUCUAAUGUAAUAACAUGAGAAAAGGAAAUUAACUUUUUAGAAUUCUGUAAAAUGUAUAUAAUUCUGGGGGAAUUCUCUUGCAUGCAGUUUCAUAACUGUGAUGAUAAUUAUCGAAAUGAACUAAAAAAAGAAACGAUAUUUAAACAAAGAUCGAAGAUCAGUUUAUAUUAUGAAUAAUCCUAUAGUCUGUAUCAAACGAUAAAUAAUAAUCUAGAUAUUAAAUUUCACAAGAGAUUUCUCGGAAUGUGAUGGAAUUAAAAUUUUUAUAUAGAUUAUAUCGGUUUUAUCGUAUAUAUAGAUAAUUAUUUUAUAAUUUUAAGGAUACGCUAUAUCUAGUUAAAGUUUCAUUAAAAAAAUAAUAUUACUUAUUUUUAUUUUUCAUGAAUGCACACAAAUUUAAUUAUACAGCAUAGAAAAAUUUUCCGUAUUUAUUAAUCAUGCUUUAUCUCACAACAUUUUUUACAUUAAUAUUUUUGUUAUAACAUUCAUUAUGUAAAAAAUUCCAUGUAUGAAUUCAUCGGAUUUAAAAGGAAAUCCAAAAGGAAAAAACUCAUAAAAAGAAAUAAAUAGAUUGAAAAUUGUUAAAUAUAGUCAUUUAAUUUGAUGAACUAAGAAGGAUUUCAUUAUCAAAACAAAUUUUUGAAACAAGUCACUUGGAAUAAAUUUUAAAUUUUGGAAAGAAGAAUAUUUAUAAAAAAUAUUUGUUUAAAUAUGAUUGUUGUUUUGAGCGGAUUAUAAAUAUAGAAUAAGAGUGAAAAUGUUCCUUCAAGAAGAAAUUUUUACAAUAAUAGUAAUUUAAUGUUUACCGCUAUAAUAUAAACAUAAUAUAUUAUAUUUUGGAAUAGAAUAUUGUUUAAAAAGAUGUUUAAACAUUUAGAAGUAUUGUUUAAACAUAGAAGGAUCAUCACUUUAAUAAAUAUCUGGAAAAGAAAAAAACGUCGAACGAUAAUCUUAAAUAUAGAUCUAUAUAGAUCUUAAAUAUAGAAAGAAUUAAUAAAAUAAGAUCCAUGAUGCAGUUGGAAGAAGAGUUAAAAUUAUUGAAUAUUAAUCCAUGUGUCAAAUGUAUUGGAGAAAAAAAACUGAUUUACGAUUGUUUAAAUAAGGAUCAAAAGAAAGUAUAUGAGGAUAUAUGCAAUUUAUUUAAGAAAAAAGAUAAUGCAAUUAUUGUGAUUAAUACUCCAAGCGGGACCGGUAAAACAUUUCUUUUAUCUACUUUCGUCGCAAAUUAUGAGAAACCCGUAACAUAUAUUACAUUCAGAAAAGACCAAGCAAGUGAAAUUUCAUUGAAGAAGAUUAAAACAUACACGUAUAUAUCCUUUAAUAUGCAUUAUUUCAAUCUAUCAUAUCAUGGUGCGAUUCAAAUGUUUAAAUCGUGCGGAUCUGACGAAGUCAAAGAACUUCAUAAUUUAAUAGUAUCAUCUAAAAAAUUUGUCUGUGAAGACACAGCUAUUUUUAUUAUAGAUAUGUAUACUAUAUUAUCGCCAAAUAUGUUGCUUUUGUUAUAUAUACUAUCGCUUAAACAUCGACUGCAUUUAAUUUUUGCUGGAUAUCACAUGCAGUUAAAUGGAAUCAAUAAAUCUUUAUAUCAUAAUGAAAACAAUUUUCACAUUAUUCAGAUAUUUAACGAUUUGAUGAUAAAUCAAUUAACUAAUACACGAAUAUGUGAUACUGUACUUGAAGAUAAAUUGACGUGUUUUCAAAAACUUAUUCAACAAUUCAAACCUGUUGGAAAUAUCAAAUUUUAUUAUAAUUUGCGUUAUUUCUUUUAUUCUCUUUUUCGAUCAAAAUAUUUCACUGAGGAACGUUUUGAUACUGUUUAUAUAGCUCAAACUCAUCGUAAAAUUACAAUGCGUUUAUCUCGUUUUAUUCAAUAUUUGCAGUCGAUAGGAAAACCGUAUGUUGAAGCGCCAUAUUUCUAUCAUGAUUCAAAUGAUUUUAUCGUGCCUCUUUUUCCAAAACGUAAAGAAUCAAAGAACGUAAGGAUGAAAUUUUUUCCUACUUUGAUAUUAGUAGAAGGAUACAAAUAUAUAUAUAUUAACGAAGAUGGCAUUAACAAUAUUGUUGUAUUGGAAAAUAUAGUGUACGAAGAUAAUGAAAUUAAAUGUUUAAGAAUUCGUUUUGAAAAUAAUUAUAAUCGUAUUGAAGAAAUCAAACGAAUCAAACUUAAUUAUUAUCAGAUUUUACCAGCCUAUCGUCUUUGGUUAUUGAGGAAUGUUAUACAUACAGAUGAAUUAUGGCAAUUUCCUUUACGUCCUUACACGCUAACAUAUCAUGCUGCUUUAGGACGUACAAUUGAAAAAAUAAAAGUAGAGCUAAAUAUUGAGAAUUUUGCCAAUUUUUUGUACAUUGGUCUUAGUUGUAUACGUCACGAAUCUGAUAUCCAUAAAAUUCAUGAUGAACAAAAUCUUUUAAGCUAUAUGGUAACAGAUUAUAUGGAAAAUGUACGAAAUGAUACUAAAUAUUAUUACAAUUGUCCAGUGAUAGAAUAUGACAAACAAGAAAUUUUGGCGUGUAUUACUAAUAAAAGGCCUAAUAAAUUUAUAGAUAAUAUUAAUUGGACAACUGUCAAUUGUGUGAAUUUAUUUGAAAAAAAUAACGUAUUUUUACGUAUUGCACGUAGUGUAUAUCAAGAAUCAUUACUUGAAAAAAAAGAAGUAAAUACACCAUUGAUGCAAAUUGCAAAAUUUGUCAAAAAAAAUCCACAUGUAAUACUUGAAACGAUUAAAAUGGUAAAAUUGAAGAAAAAAGAAGAUAUCGAAUCAUUAGUUUAUUUAAGAAAUGAAUAUUAUCAAUGGCUUGCUGCAACUGAAAAAAGCGAUUAAAAAUUUGCAAGUAAAUAUAAGAAAUUGUUACUUUAAUUUUGAAGUUAAUAUUAUUGAAAAUAUUAAUUUUUUUAAAGAUAUAACUUAAUAUUUUUUACAUAUAUAUAUAUAUAACUUUAAUAAAUUUAAAAAUUUUUGAUAUAUACUAUUUUUAUAAUUAAUAUAAAAGGAAUAUUUUAUAUUUUUAUACUCAAAAAUAUAUUUUUAUAUUAUAA
Messenger RNA from Apis cerana (Asiatic honeybee), 3417 nucleotides. RefSeq lists its product as uncharacterized. Lineage: Eukaryota; Metazoa; Arthropoda; Insecta; Hymenoptera; Apidae. The record is from RefSeq and is a predicted model, not a curated record.